AUGUCUCCCUCCACAAUCCCAUUCCUACUUCACCUUGCGCCUCUUUCUCCUUCCGAAAUUCCUGCCCAUCCAUCUAUCCCCUACUCUUCCCCAAGUUCAGCCAGUGACGGAGCCAUUGAUGCCCGCCCUUCUCUCAGCCUAUUCCUACAUGCUGCGCUCACGCAGGCUCGUGACUUCAUAACAACCACCGUCCCAGGAGAAUCGUUCACUGCGGACCGCAAGCUUUACGACUCGCCACCUUCAAGCACGCCAGUGCAAAUAUCGUCUGGUACUGUCAAGUAUACACCAUUGGCUAGCAAGAACCCAGCGGCCCCCCAGAAGGAAGACAAAUGGUUCGCUCGCCGAACUGUUCUCGACAAUCGCACCACGACGGGGAACGCAUCUUUCCAAGAAUUCGUUGAGGGAUUGAAGGACAGCCACUUGAUGAAUGAGAUGGAGUACGAGCCGAAUAUCACUGCGGUAGAGGAAGUUGCAAAAUGGGAUUGCAGUGGCGUGGAAGUUGAGGGGGGUUGGAGCGGAGUGGGAGCUAGCCUCUCCCUUGUAACCCACACUUUCCAGCCGGCAAGUGUCAUCUCUCCGCGUGUAUUCCUCGCCAUGGUAAUCACGGCCUUUACUCCACCGGAGUCCCCCACUUCAACCACGCCCUCCGCUUUCAUAAACAUUCAGCUCCCCAUCCACGUCUCAGCCAUUCCGCCGUCCCUCCCCUUACCCAAGAAUGCCGUUCUGGGGAAAUACGUCUCGGUCGAGAUGGUCCGAGUUCUCGCGGAUGCAGACGACGCUGCCGGGCCGGGCAAGAUCGAGUGGCGAAUGGCUACAUCCUCCCAGGCCGGCGGCUGGAUUCCUAGGUUCCUGCAGCACAGUUCUAUCCCCAAUGCCAUCGCGAAGGACGUGGGGCUGUUUCUGAAGUGGGUCGACGAGCGACGAGCUAAGAAGGCGGGUAGGUAG
This is a messenger RNA of Histoplasma capsulatum G186AR, 945 nucleotides long. RefSeq lists its product as uncharacterized. The transcript has 2 exons. The coding region runs from base 1 to 945 and encodes 314 amino acids. Lineage: Eukaryota; Fungi; Ascomycota; Eurotiomycetes; Onygenales; Ajellomycetaceae. The record is from RefSeq and is a predicted model, not a curated record.